This is a messenger RNA of Cornus florida, 1694 nucleotides long. Its product is annotated as calcium uniporter protein 6, mitochondrial-like. Gene Ontology annotation, cellular component: mitochondrial inner membrane; uniplex complex. Gene Ontology annotation, biological process: calcium import into the mitochondrion; mitochondrial calcium ion homeostasis. NCBI's taxonomy places the organism in Eukaryota, Viridiplantae, Streptophyta, Magnoliopsida, Cornales, Cornaceae. The record is from RefSeq and is a predicted model, not a curated record. The coding region runs from base 356 to 1276 and encodes 306 amino acids. The transcript has 2 exons. Gene Ontology annotation, molecular function: calcium channel activity; uniporter activity.
AAGGGGUAAAGUUCCACUUGUAACACCGUGUCAGUUGCGCCCCAACCCUACCCCAAUCGUGUGUGGUUACCACCAACUCCGAGUGAACGGUACUAACGCCGUCUUGGUCCGCCCCGGUGUUCUCGCCCACCACCGUCCAUUCAUAUAUUACUACUCAUCGCUCCAAUUCCCCUUAUCUCAUCAAUUUCACACACUCUCUCUCACACACAAUUCCGACAUCCAAGACGUUCGUCAAUAUGGAUACAGAAGUAUGAACACUCCAGUUUAAACUGGUAAACACAUCAACAUAUAAAUACACAAUUACAUAUAUAUAUAUAUAUAUAUAUAUAGAAAGAGAAAAUAGGUUUGACUACAAAUGUGGAGAUCGUGUGUUUUCUUGAAACAGAGUGUGUCAUCGGCGGUUCGUUACAAGCCGAAGCCGCCAUUAGGGUUUAGAGUGGUUUCGGAGGCUAAUGAGUAUUGUGGUUGUUUGUGUUCGACGAAGUCAUUGUCGUCAUUGUCAUCUAAUUCAGGCUCUGACGCCACCGCAGAUGGAGGUGGAGGGGAGGGGGAUAAAAUAUCGUAUGCGGAGGCGAAGAAGUUGAUGAGGCUGGUGAAUGUGGAAUCGUUGAAGAUGAAGCUAGGAAUGGAAGGGAAAGAGGUGAUAGGCUAUCCGGAGCUUCUGAAGGCCUGCGAGAGUAUGGGCGUUGCUAGAUCUCUCGAUGAGGCAGUCGCAUUUGCCCGAGUUCUUGAUGAGGCCGGUGUUGUUCUUCUCUUCAGAGAUAAAGUCUAUCUUCAUCCCGAUAAGGUGGUGGAUCUGGUUAGAAGAGCAGUUCCUCUUGCUCUGACAUCUGAAGAUGACCCCAGAAGGGAUGAGCUGAAGAAGCUGCAGGAGAAGAAGGAAAAAAUAGACCUGCUGGCGCAUAAGCAGGUCAGGCGCAUCCUCUGGUCAGGGCUGGGGUUGGCUGUGGUCCAGGUUGGGACUUUCUUUCGGCUGACAUUCUGGGAAUUCUCAUGGGAUGUUAUGGAGCCAAUUGCAUUUUUCACUGCAUCCACUGGCAUAGUCAUCAGUUAUGCCUACUUCCUGUUUACUUCAAGAGACCCCACUUACCAAGACCUGAUGAAGAGACUAUUCCUUUCAAGGCAGAGGAAGCUGAUGAAGAACCAUAAUUUCGACCAUGACAGGUUCAUUGAGUUACAAAAGAUGUGCAAAUCACCUCUAGAUCUCCCCCCUUUCGUCAAACAUAGUAGGGUAGGGGUGGAAUUGGCACCUGAAGACGCUUUAUAUAGGCAUUAACACUUAAUUUUGGUCCUUUGUCACCCUUAGAAUUUGUCAGAGUUACCACCAAGGUCCUCCUUUCUCUGAGACAGAAAAUAUAUAGUUUUCGUACUUCCUUUCCGGGUAAUUUUUUUUUUUUAACCUUUUACUUGAUUCGUAUGCCUACUUAUCAACUUGAUACUGGGAUUCUUGAAUUUCUUCUUUCUGCCAUAGGGAACCUGAACUGUUGAACGCAUUCCCUUGGAUGUAAACAAGUUGGUCAAAUCUCUUUCUAUAUCUGAAGGCAUGUCGUAAUGCUGACUUGUUGAUAAUUAAACUCUCAGCUGUUACAGAUUACAGUCUAAUUUUUUAUCUAGCUACUGGUUUUUACAUCAUUGAUUCCCAAAAAUUGUACAAGAAACUUUAAUCUAGUGAUCACAAUUCUUGUUUUCUCGAA